AUGUCAGAGAUCUAUUUUUCAAAGUUCAAUGUUACGAAGCAAGUGUUCUAUAAAUCUAAGCAUACUUACGCUGUGGUAAAUCUUAGGCCAUUGGUGCGUGGUCAUGUCUUAGUGGUUCCUUUGCGAACAAAUACCCCAAGAUUAUCAGACUUAUCCCCUGAGGAAUCCAUUGACUACAUGCAGGUGCUCCAAGUAAUUCAUAGAUUUAUUAUGCAUGUUUAUAAAGCAGAUUCACUUAAUAUAUCUAUCCAAGAUGGACCAGAGCUGGGUCAAUCAGUGCCUCACCUCCACACUCAUAUUUUGCCCAGAUAUAAAACAGAUGGUCAUGGUGAUGAACUUUAUGGUAAAAUAGAAGCUAUAGAUUUUGAGAAAUAUGCUGAAGAAUUUCAAAUUAGAAAGUCAAAUUUUUUAGCACUGGCUGCAAAAUUUAAAGAUCAAAUUCCAGAAGAUUCCCAGAGAUCUAACAGAACUGAGGAAGUCAUGCACAAGGAAGCUGAAUGGUUGGCUGAAGAACUUGAAAAAUUUCUUCCAACAUUAAAUCCAAAUGAUGUCGUUAUUCCAUAG
Messenger RNA from [Candida] anglica, 564 nucleotides. The record is from the annotation of a GenBank genome assembly. NCBI's taxonomy places the organism in Eukaryota, Fungi, Ascomycota, Pichiomycetes, Serinales, Debaryomycetaceae.